UCUCCGUUUAUUUUUUCUUCAGAAUUUGUAAAAAUUUUUAUAUUCUUAUUUUAACUUUUAUCUUCUUUAUUUUUAUAUAUUUAUUUUUUUCCUUCUUAUUGACUAUAUAUACACAUUAAAAAUCCACUUUUAUAAUUUUUUUUUCUUCUUUCGCUCAAGGCCUCUUAGCCGCCGCGAGUCUAUAUAUAUGCUACUCAUGUAUGAUUGAACAAAAUAUGUAGAUGAAUAUUAAUACACAUAUAGUCAAAAUCACUGUCUACUCUCUCUGAAGCUCUUCAGCUUUAACAAUGGCAAUGAAGAAACUAGAGGGCAAAGUAGCCAUAAUCACCGGGGGCGCCAGCGGCAUCGGCGAGGAAACGGCCCGUGUUUUUGCCGAUAACGGCGCACGUGCGGUUGUGAUCGCCGACAUCCUAGACGAGCAAGGCCGCCGUGUGGCCAAGGCUAUCGGCCCAAAAUGCAGCUACGUCCACUGCGACGUGACCGACGAAGACCAAGUCAAAGACAUGGUGGAAUCAACGGUCCAGAUUCACGGCCAGCUGGACAUUAUGUUCAGCAACGCGGGCGUAUUCAGUGACUCCGAUCAGACCGUUCUUGACCUUGACUUCUCUGAAUUCGACCGUAUAUUGGCCAUCAACGCGCGCGGCAUGGCAGCCUGCGUGAAGCAUGCGGCGCGUGUGAUGGUGGAGCGGCGCGUGAGAGGCAGCAUCGUGUGCUCGUCCAGCGUGGCGGGUAGUAAAGGUGCGAAGAAAGGGACCGAUUACUACAUGUCCAAGCACGCAGUGAUUGGGUUGGCCCGGUCAGCUAGCCGGCAGCUCGGGGAGCACGGGAUUAGGGUGAAUAGUGUGUCGGCGUACGGGGUGGCGACGCCUAUGGUGUGCAAGUCGUUCGGGAUGGAGGCGGAAGAUGUGGAGAAGGUUUUUGAGUCGUUCGCGAGCUUGAAAGGGAUUGCACUGAAAGUGAAACAUGUUGCUGAUGCUGUGUUGUUCCUUGCCUCCGAUGACUCCGCAUUCAUCUCCGGCCAUGACCUUCUCGUCGACGGCGGGGUGUGCACAGCGGCUUCUUGGUCUUGAUAGUCAGCUUUCUUGUUCAAGUGAGAGUUUCAGAAUAAUUAAAAUAAUAUGUUUCUAAAUAGUAGGUCAAGAUUGACAUCUGGGCUUGGGCCCUUGGUGCACCAAGGUUAGGUCUCUAAACACACAACCCGUUCCAGCUUGAACUUGGCCCUCCAAAGAAACAUUCUAAUGAUGAUAAAUAAAAUUUUAAUUCACUAUGUUUAAUGUCUGACAUAA
Cornus florida is the source of this 1286-nucleotide messenger RNA. Its product is annotated as (+)-cis,trans-nepetalactol synthase NEPS1-like. The coding region runs from base 288 to 1070 and encodes 260 amino acids. The transcript has a single exon. Lineage: Eukaryota; Viridiplantae; Streptophyta; Magnoliopsida; Cornales; Cornaceae. The record is from RefSeq and is a predicted model, not a curated record.